AUGGCUCAAAAUUAUUUAAAUUGUGAUAUAUCUUUAAUCCCGAUAAUUACAUUAUCGGAUUCGGACACAAUAAAAUCACGAAAUGAAGGUGGAGAAUCGUCGUCGUCGUCGGCGUCGCCACCGCCACCACCACCGACACCGGCCUUAAAACAAAAUCAAUCAGACGAAAUUAUUACUAUAUCUGACUCGGAAGAGUCAAAUAUUGCACAAAACAAGAUAGGAAAAACGUCGUCGUUGUCGUCGUCGUCAUUUUUACCGUUGUCGAGAAAACGGCAAUUGUCGCGAUUUCCAUCCUCAUCGUCGUUACCGCCAUCGUCGUCUUUGUCAUCGUUGUUGUCGCCAUCGUUCGAGACGGUGACAUCGUCUAUGCUGGAGGAGAUACCAGCGACAACAGUAUCGUCAUCGUCGUCGUCGCCAUCGUUCGAGACGGUGACAUCGUCUAUGCUGAAGGAGAUACCAGCGACAACAGUAUCGUCAUCGUCGUUGUCGCCAUCGAUCGAGACAUUGUCCUUGUUGGAGAUACCAACGACAACGAUAUCGUCAUCGUCAUUGUCGUCGAGCUUAUCACCGAUAUUAAGUCGACGACAAUUACAACAAUUGGAACGACAACAGCUAGGGAGAAACGAAUUAGAGGAAGAGAUCGAGGAAGACUUCCAUCUUUACUUUGAAGGCCCGAAGGAGUACAAGGAUGCGUCGUCAACAGUGACAUCGAUUCCAUCUUGA
Molecule: messenger RNA, 723 nt
Organism: Monomorium pharaonis (pharaoh ant)
Lineage: Eukaryota; Metazoa; Arthropoda; Insecta; Hymenoptera; Formicidae
Exons: 1
Coding region: 1-723 (240 amino acids)
Source: RefSeq, a predicted model, not a curated record